Messenger RNA from Solanum dulcamara, 4858 nucleotides. RefSeq names its product probable leucine-rich repeat receptor-like protein kinase At1g35710. Gene Ontology annotation, molecular function: protein binding; protein kinase activity; ATP binding. Gene Ontology annotation, biological process: protein phosphorylation. The transcript has 2 exons. The record is from RefSeq and is a predicted model, not a curated record. The coding region runs from base 140 to 4237 and encodes 1365 amino acids. NCBI's taxonomy places the organism in Eukaryota, Viridiplantae, Streptophyta, Magnoliopsida, Solanales, Solanaceae.
AGAGACUUUUCCAUUAUAAUAAUUUCCCACAACUGUAAGAUUGACAAAUCCAACCACCUUUUCCAUUGUAUUUACUUCCAUAAGUAGUGAGACAUUAAAUGCCAUUGACUCAGUAAGACUUAGUAACGAUUCGUUACAAAUGUAUAAAAAGCUUUACCUGCACAAGUUCUUCACAAACCAAAACAAUCCUUUAGCCUUUGAGAUGGAUCCCAGAAUACUUUAUUUCCUUCCUCUCAUAGAUCUUUUCACAAUUACUUUUGCUUCCACUGAGGAAGCAACUGCUCUUCUAAAAUGGAAAGCAACUUUCCAAAACCAGAAUAAUUCCUUAUUGGCGUCUUGGACACUAAGUCGUCCUGCUGCUGCCAAGAAUUCUUCCAGCCAUGAUCCAUGCGGGGACUGGUAUGGAGUUAAAUGCUUUAAUGGUCGGAUAAACAGGUUGAAUAUUACAAAUUCUGGUGUCAUUGGUACACUCCAUGAUUUUCCAUUUUCAUCUCUACCUUUUCUUGAAUAUAUUGAUCUUAGCAUGAACAGCCUUUCUGGUCCCAUUCCUGCAGAAAUAGGGAAACUUACCAACCUUGUCGAAGUUGUUCUUGAUACAAACCAGUUAACAGGUCAUAUUCCUCUGGAAAUAGGCAACUUGAUCAAUGUAAAAUUGUUCAGUGCUUUCUCCAAUGAAUUGUCUGGCUCCAUUCCUAUUGAAAUAGGGAAGAUGAAGUCACUUGAGAGUUUAAGCUUACACAGAAACAAUCUUUCUGGUUCAAUUCCAAAAGCUUUAGGUGAAUUAACUGAGCUCAAAAUUGUGUACCUUUAUGUUAACCAAAUUUCUGGUCCCAUUCCUGCAGAAAUAGGGAAACUUGUCAAUCUUGUUGAGGUUGAUCUUGAUACAAACCAGUUAACAGGUCACAUUCCUUCGGAAAUAGGCAACUUGAUUAAUGUAAAUUUGUUCUAUGCUUACUCCAAUAAAUUGUCUGGUCCUAUUCCUGCAGAAAUAGGUAAGAUGAAGUCACUUGUGGAGUUAAUAUUAAACACAAAUAAUCUUUCUGGUCCAAUUCCAAAAGCUUUAGGUGACUUAACUGAACUCACAAUUUUGUACCUUUAUUCAAACCAACUUUCUGGUCCCAUUCCUGCAGAAAUAGGGAAGAUGAAGUCACUUGAGAAGUUAAGCUUACAGAGAAACAAUCUUUCUGGUCUAAUUCCAAAAGCUUUAGGUAACUUAACUGAGCUAACAAUUCUGCACCUUUAUGAAAACCAACUUUCUGGCCCCAUUCCUGCAGAAAUAGGGAAACUUGUCAAUCUUCUUGAAGUUGAUCUUGAUACAAACCAGUUAACAAGUCAUAUUCCUCCGGAAAUAGGCAACUUGAUUAAUGCAAAAUGGUUCUAUGCUUACUCCAAUAAAUUGUCUGGUCACAUUCCUGCAGAAUUUGGGAAAAUGAAGUCACUUGUGGAUUUAAGCUUACACGACAACAACCUUUCUGGCCCAAUUCCAAAAGCUUUAGGUGACUUAACAGAGCUCACAAUUCUGUACCUUAAUGCAAACCAACUUUCUGGCCCCAUUCCUUUAGAAAUAGGAAAACUUUCGAACCUUGUCGAAGUUGAUUUGAAUACAAACCAGCUAACAGGUCAUAUUCCUCCGGAAAUAGGCAACUUGAUUAAUGUAAAUUUGUUCUAUGCUUACUCCAAUAAAUUAUCUGGUCCUAUUCCUGCAGAAAUAGGGAAGAUGAAGUCACUUGUGGAGUUAAUAUUAAACACAAAUAAUCUUUCUGGUCCAAUUCCAAAAGCUUUGGUUGACUUAACUGAGCUCACAACUUUGCGCCUUUUUGAAAACCAACUCUCUGGUUCCAUUCCUGUAGAAAUAGGGAAACUUACCAACCUUGUCGAAGUUAGUCUUGGUACAAACCAGUUAACAGGUCACAUUCCUUCCGAAAUAGGCAACUUGAUUAAUGCCAAAUUUUUCUAUGCUUUCGAAAAUGAUUUGUCUGGUCCCAUUCCUGCAGAAAUAGGGAAGAUGAAGUCACUUGAGACUUUAAACAUACAGAGAAACAGUCUUUCUGGUCCCAUUCCUAGUGAGUUGGGGAAUCUCAAUAACCUCAAUGAUCUGGUUUUAUCUCAAAAUCAACUUACAGGUUCAGUUCCUACUAUAUUUGGAAAUUUGGGAAACUUGCAGACACUGCAUCUCCAUACCAACAAACUUUCAGGUUCCAUUCCAAAAGAACUUGCAUAUUUGGAUAACUUGCAAGUGCUAACAAUGACGGAAAAUCAGUUUUCAGGCCAUUUGCCGGACCGGCUUUGUCAAGGUGGGAAACUUGAGAACUUCACGGUGGCUAACAACAAGCUGACAGGGCCAAUACCAAUAAGCUUAAGAAACUGCUCGAGUUUUAAAUGGGUUCGAUUUAAUAGCAACAGUUUCAUUGGAAAUUUAUCCCAAGCUUUUGGAAUCUAUCCGGAGCUUCUGUUCAUUGAUUUGAGCGACAAUGAUUUUCAUGGUGAGCUCGGCAGCAACUGGGGAAAAUGCAAAAAAUUGAUUAAUCUGCAGGUAGCCAGAAAUAACAUUAGUGGUAGCGUACCACCAGAGAUUGGAAACGUCAAAGGGCUUCUUGGACUAGAUCUUUCAUCGAAUCAUUUGAUUGGGCAGAUUCCAAAGGAAUUUGGAAAAUUAACCUCUCUGGUUAAACUUUCUGUGCAAAAUAACAAUAUUUCUGGUAAUAUACCUGAGGAACUUGGGUCACUGACAAAGUUAGAGUACCUCAAUCUAUCAGACAACAGAUUGAAUGGAUCAAUCCCAACGUGUAUAGGAGAUUUCAUGCACUUGUUUCAGUUGAACCUGAGCAACAACAAGUUUGGCCAGAGAAUCCCAAUGGAGAUAGGGAGGAUAAGUCAGCUUAAUGUACUUGAUUUGAGCUAUAAUCUUCUGGUUGGAGAUAUUCCCCCUCAGUUGGCCAAUUUGAAGGUCUUGGUAAACUUAAAUCUUUCCCACAAUGGCCUAUCUGGGCGCAUUCCUAAAGAACUUGAAAGUUUAACUGGUUUGCUGGAUGUUGUAUUAUCAUACAAUGAGUUGGAAGGUCCAAUCCCUACUAAUAAAGCGUUUAUGAAUAUUUCUUUAGAAGGUAAUAAAGAUCUCUGCGGCAAUGUAACAGGAUUCCAGCCCUGCAAAAACCCAUCUUCUGUGGUGAAAAAGCACUCAAUAGCAAAGGGACGUAAACUCAUCCUCAUCACUGUACUUCCUGUUAUGGGAGCACUAGUACUGCUCUGUGUUUUCAUUGGUGUUCUCUUUAUGUGUAAUAAAAGAAGGAGAGUUAGAGACGUUGAAAGAAGGGAUGGUGAUGGUUGGCUUUCGUUAUCCAUGUUAGAUGGAAAGACACUGUACAGGGACAUCUUAAACGCCACAGAAGAGUUUGAUGCAAAAUUUUGCAUUGGCCAAGGAGGACAUGGAAGCGUUUACAAGGUAAACCUUCCAUCAUUAGGGAAUAUAGCUGUGAAGAGACUUCAUUCUUCAUUUCAGAUUACACAUCCCAAAAGCUUCAUGAAUGAAGUAAGGGCAUUGACUGGGAUUAAGCACCGGAACAUUGUGAACCUCUAUGGCUAUUGUUCGAAAGCACAACACUCGCUGUUGGUUUAUGAGUACGUGGAGAGGGGAAGUUUGUCUAGUAUUUUGAGCAAUGAAGUUGAGUCCAAGAAAUUGGAUUGGCUUAAAAGGGUGAAUAUCAUCAAAGGUGUUGCUUUUGCUUUAUCUUACAUGCACCAGGAUUGCUCACCACCAAUUGUUCAUCGAGACAUAUCAAGCAGUAAUAUUUUGCUUGAUUCUGAGUAUGAAGCUCGUGUUUCAGAUUUUGGCAUAGCGAAGCUUCUCAAACCAAACUCAUCCAAUUGCACUGCACUUGCAGGAACAUAUGGCUAUGUUGCACCUGAGCUUGCAUAUACAAUGAAGGUUACGGAAAUGUGUGAUGUCUAUAGCUUUGGAGUAUUAGCAUUGGAGAUAAUCAAUGGAAAGCAUCUUGGGGAAUAUAUUACUGUGCUAGCAAAUUCAUCGUCUAUAGAUCAUGUGCAGCUUAGUGAUUUGCUAGAUGAACGUCUUCCAUAUCCUGAAGAUAAAGUAAAAGAUGUUUUGGUUAUAAUCAUCAAGCUAGCAAGCUCUUGUUUGGCUGAAACUCCAAAAUCAAGGCCAACAAUGCACUUCAUCUGUCAUCGGUUAUCUUCAAUGGAUCCACAUCCACCUACUCAUGUAAAGCGAGCUUUGUAAUACCUGAUGUGCAAGCUUAUCUGGUUUAUUGUUUCUUGUGCCAAAAAGUAAUGAAAACAGGCUUCAUGUUUGCUAAGUACUGAUUUCAAGGAAUUGCUUUGCAUAAUAUUUAUAGUUCAUGCUUUGCCAAGUUGUAUUCCUCUGGAGCCAGAAAAUGUCAGAACAGGGGAAUUAGGGCUAUGGUUACUUGCUCUACUGUGUGUUUGGUUAUUGGCCUGUAACUGUCCCUUGCAAAGAUGAAACUUUUUUUCGAGGGUCACCCAGCCAGGUUCUGUCUGGUACUCGUAACUCCUAGCAUUGGUUAUUUGACAAAUCUUCAGAUUAUACGUCACAACAAAGAACAGAUGUUUCACUUCUUCUUGGGCCCGCGAAGAUGAUAUCUUGUCUACUAUUUCAACCAAGGCGGUUAAGAAAAUAAUUUUGAGACGUGAAGUUUUUUUUUUUUUUUUUUUUAGAUAAUGCAUAAAUAUCUCUAAAUUAUGAUUGAAAUCUAAGCAACACACGUUAAUUUAACUAGGGUCCUAUUACCCCGAACUCAUUUUUUUGUAUUUUCGUCCACAUUUUGUGCUGACGUGGCACCUUCAACCAAAUAAGUUGGUUGUGUUUGUACACACUCGCUAU